CCUUACCUUUCCACCUCUCUCCAGCUCCCCACCAGCACUGACAGAGCCCCGGGAAGAUGCCAGGGCUGAUUAACUGGGCCACCCUCUCCCCGCUGCCCCUCACCGCAUCGGAGGUGACGUCCUGUGUCAGCGGCUACGCCUUCGGGAUGACAGCCCUGCUCACCUACCACAACCCAGACCCCCAGGCUUUGGAAGGUCUCUUUGUGUUCCCCUUGGACGAGGGCACAGCCGUCGUGGGCUUCGAGGCCGCCGUGUCCCGGCGCGUGGUGACGGUGCAGAUCAAAGACAGAGCCAAGAUAGAUGACACCUACUUGGACAGCUGCAGCCUCCCCAGUGGAAGAGGAAGGAUCCUGAUGGAUGAGGACCUGGAGAGGAUUGUUUUCGUGGCUAACCUGGGCAUGAUUCCUCCCCUGGAAAGCAUCUCCAUCUUCAUCAGCACCUCCUCUGAGCUGCAGACUACGUCCAGUGGGGCUGUGAGGGUCCUUCUGCCAGCUGUGUGUGUCCCCAGGGUCCCCCAGCCCAGCCUGGAGAAUGCCAGCAGCCCUUCCAGCCACCAGCUCCGCACGGACAAGCACCACUGUGGAUCAGGGAGCCUGGAUCAAGGGAGCAGGUUCUGCCUGGCUCAGCUGCUGGAGGGUGAGGCCACCAACCCCUUCGAGUACGAGUUCAGCUUCCACCUGGAGAUCCGGGGGCCGUGCCUGCUGGCAGGCGUUGAGAGCCCUACCCACGAGAUCCGAGCGGACGCCGACCCCUCGGCUCGCUCCGCCAGGAGCAUCGUGAUCACCCUGGCCAACAAACACACCUUCGACAGGCCCGUGGAGAUCCUCAUCCACCCCAGUGAGCCCCACAUGCCUCACAUCUUAAUGGAAGAAGGUGACAUGACACCCGCAGAGUACGAACGACACCUGAAGGGGAAGAACGAUUUCAUUAAAGGCACUAAGAAAGACCCCAGUGCCGAGAAAAAGACGGAAAUCAUCAGGAAGCGGCUGAACAAGGACAUCCCCCACCACCCCAUCAUCAUGCUCAACUUCUGCCCUGACUUGAGGACUGUCCAGCCAGCCCUUCAGAAAGCCCAAGGGGAGUUUAUCUUCCUCAUAGACCGGAGCAGGAGCAUGAGCGGCGGGAACAUCAGCCGUGUCAAGGAUGCCCUGUUGGUCAUUCUCAAGAGCCUGAUGCCAGCGUGUCUCUUCAACAUCAUCGGGUUUGGAUCCACCUUCAAGACCCUCUUUCCUGCCAGUCAGGCCUAUUGUGAGGAGAGCCUGGCCCUGGCCUGCAAGAGCAUCAGGAGAAUCCGUGCCGACAUGGGCAGCACCAACAUCCUGUCCCCUCUCAAGUGGAUCAUCCGUCAGCCCAUCCACAGGGGCCACCCCCGGCUGCUCUUCCUGCUGACAGACGGGGCCAUCAGCAACACGGGGAAGGUUCUGGAGCUGCUGAGGAACCACUCCUGCUCCACCAGGUGCUACAGCUUCGGCAUCGGGCCAAAUGCCUGCAGGAGGCUGCUCCGGGGUCUGGCUACCGUGUCCAGGGGCACUGCCGAGUUCCUGGCGGAGGGGGAGAGGCUGCAGCCCAAGAUGAUCAGGUCGCUGAAGAAGGCCAUGGCGCCGGUCCUGAGCGACGUGUCCGUGGAGUGGGUCUUCCCCGAGAGCACCGAGGUCUUGGUUUCCCCUGCCAGCACCAGCUGCCUCUUCCCUGGCGACCACUUGGUCAGCUAUGGCGUCAUCUGUGACACCUCCCUGUACCUCUCCAACCCCAGAUCCGACAAGCGGCGGCGUUACAGCACGAUGCGCUCCCAGGAGUCGGGCAGCUCCGUCUUCUUUCACUCCCAGGAGGAGGGAGCAGGCGUGGAGAGCUGGAAUCACUCCAGAGACUCGGAGGGCUCCUGCCCCACCGAGCGCUCCCCCGACCUCCUGGGGGUGGGCAGAGAUCCCGGGGGAGAGUCGGACACGGGUCAGAGUUCCCCCUGUGCACGCGUGGGUGUGAUGCCCCUGUCUUCCUCUCUCCCACAUUCAGGAGUGGAUGUGAAGGGUUCCUCCAGGAGACGAGCGUACAGCACCACCCAAAUCGCUGACCACGAGCCUGGCAGGAAGGUGCCCACGGCCAGUGAUCCCAGCACGGCCCUGGUGAAAAACCCCCUUCGGAAAACACACCUGCAGGACCUGCAGCAGGUCAGCCCCGAGCCCUGGCAGGUGGAUUUCCAGCCCUUCCCAGCCAGCCCUCAUGGUUCUGCCAGCAGGAUCCGUGGCACAGGUGCCAGGCGCCCAUCCCUGCUCCACCGCGGCUGCGUGUCCUUCUGCCACGACACCAACCCCCCGCCGGUGCUGGACGGGCUGCAGCAGACCCCAGGAAGGGGCUUGGAAGCCCUUGAUGCCAGCGUGAGCCUGCGCUCCUCGUCGGACAGCCGGAGCCCUGGGGACCCGGAGUCUGCCCAGCAUCCAUCCCUCACGUUCGAGACGGAGACCUCGUCCGACUGGGAGCUGCAGGACCUGGAUAUCGGCGCUGCCUGCGGCUCCCCGCGCUCCCCCCGGACCCUCUGCAAGGCGGUGGUGAAGGGGCUGAGGAACAACGAGCCCGUGCAGUGGGAAGUCCCCUUUGAUAUCCGCCCUCUCUUCCGGGAGCGGGAGAGCCAGGGGGAUGGGGAUGCAGACCUGUGGAGUGAGACCUUCCACCACCUGGCAGCCAAGUCGGUCAUCCGGGACUUCGAGCAGCUCGCCGAGAAGGAGUGCGAAAUCGAGCACGGGUCCGGGCGGCGGUACCAGCUCAACGCUGUCCACACCAGCAAGGCCUGUAAUGUCAUCAGCAAGUACACGGCGUUCGUGCCAGUAGACCUGAGCACCAGCUCCUACCUGCCCACCCUGGUCCAGUACACCCACACAGGGGCAGCAUCCAAACGAGGCAACCAGAGAAGCCUGGGCUCAGGAAACAGAAGGCAUCGUGACCUUUCCCCUGGACGUCCCCACUCAGCUUGUGGCCAGAAUGGAGACGAUGGAUUUUACAGCACCAAUGCCGAGGAGAGCAGCCUGUCCCCCUCCAGCACCCCUCCCUCCUCUGCCUGGGAGCGUUGCCGUCUCCCCGAAGGGCCACUCCAGGGCAUGUCUGCUUCCUCUGCACAAACCCAAAAAUCCCUCGAGAGGCUCUUUGCUGCCAGGCUGACCCUCAAUAAAACCAGGCUGCUGGUUCGAGCUGCCAAAGGGUUCAUGAGUAAAUCUCCAAGCAGAGGGAGCGAAGCCAGCUCUGAGGGCGACAAUGAGAGCAUGAACUACCUUCCCCUGGUGUCCCUGCAGCUGGCCUGUGGUGCCUUUCUCCUGAACUCGGCCUUCUGUGACGCCGUCAACAUCCCCAUGGAGAAGCUGAAGUGGACGUCGCCCUUCGCCUGCCACCGCCUGUCCCUCAGCCCCUCCAGCUCCUACAGCACCAGGAAGACCAGCCCUUCGGUGGAGCACAAAAACCCGGGCUCCAGCCAGCAGCUCCUGGUCCCCGAAGGGCACGGGAAGAGUCCCACCAGCAGAGACGCCGCUCGGGGUGUGGUGCUGGAUGGCCCCGGCAGCCACACCCAGGACACCGGGCGCCUCCGGCACUUGUCGGGCAGCGCGGUGGAGAGCAUCUCCAGAGCCCUGACAGCCGAGAAGGAACUGUCCCCCCCGGCCAUCACCAUCCGCCGCUUCUCCUCCCCGGAGAGCACGCUGGGCUCCUCCCAGUGGGAAUCCGACAGCGGCCGGGGCUCGGAGACAGACGGCUCCGAGGUGCAGGCGCUGCUCCUCGACGCGGAGCUGCAGCAGCAGACGGAGCCCGAGGGGAUGCUCUGGGCCACGGCGGUGGCCCUGGCCUGGCUGGAGCACAGCUCGGCUUCCUACUUCAUCGAGUGGGAGCUGGUGGCUGCCAAAGCCAGCCUGUGGCUGAGCGGGCAGGGCUUCCCCGAGGGAUCCAGCCUGGCCGCGGUGAAAGCCGCAGCCCAGCAGCUCUUUGUGCUCCUCCGGCACUGGGAUGAAAACCUGGAGUUCAACCUGCUGUGCUACAACCCAGGCAGUGUGUAGAGAGGGGGGAGGAGGGAGGCUUGGGCGGAUUACUGAGGGCACAGGAGCAGGGAUCGAUCCUUAAGGAAACACCUCCGAGGAGCUCCUCUGCUGCAGGGAUGUGUGUGUUUAUUAGAGCAAGCCCUGUGAAAGGAACAGUCCAGGCAAAAUCCUGCACUCAGCAGUCGGAGUUUUGCCCUGAGAGGGAACCUUCCGCUGCUCCUGCUAUUUAUUUUCAGCUGGAGCAGCACUUCCAGUUAUAGCAGUUCCCUCUGAUCCUGGUUCCUUCUGGUUCCCAGAGCAGAUCUUACUGCCUACUCCACUUGCCCUGUCCUUGCUUGGCUGCCUCUUCCCAGUCCCAAAUUGCUGCCAAGCCCCUGCUGCAGCCCCCCAGCCCUGAGUCCCUGCUCUCCUGAGGCUCCUGCCUGGCUCCUGCCAUCUCAGAUGGCUUCCAGAGAAGAUUAACAUCUGACAACAUGCUCAUCACAUGGAUCAAAGGGAAUCUGGGCUAGGAAUGACCAUCUAAAUAGCAGCCCUUGCUACCACAGCCAGGAGGAUGAAACCCAGCCACGCACCAACAAGCUGGGCCAGUUGGAGACUGGGACCAAACCCCAUCCCAUCCACACGGUGCUGGGCUCCCUCAGCCCCUCUGCAAUCCCAGAGGGAGUUUGUGAGACCCCUUGCAGCCAAUGUGUGCCUUCAAAGCUUCACAGGCAGAGCAGGGGCACCCGGGAUUGAAGGAUCAAGUGCCUACAGAGGGAAUCACACAUUGCUGUCUCUGGCAUGGCUGUGAUGCCCGUGGAGCCCAUCCAAACCCUGCUGCCUUUCGCUCCCUCCCUUGGCAUGGAGCAGCCUUGCCACGUCCCACCAGGCUUCUGUCUUGUGUCUGUGUGUCUGGGGGGGCAGAUGGGAGGGACACUGGGGACCCCAAGCGCCCCUCCAGUCUCUGUGCUUGGUGUCACCUCUUUGGGAUCCCCAGGAGCUUCCCUCUGGUCUCUGCUCUCAAUGUCAGCUC
Empidonax traillii (willow flycatcher) is the source of this 5025-nucleotide messenger RNA. RefSeq names its product von Willebrand factor A domain containing 5B1 (gene VWA5B1). The record is from RefSeq and is a predicted model, not a curated record. NCBI's taxonomy places the organism in Eukaryota, Metazoa, Chordata, Aves, Passeriformes, Tyrannidae. The transcript has 21 exons. Bases 57 to 4031 code for a protein of 1324 amino acids.